UUUACUGUCUGUGUUAUUUAGAUGUCAGCCAGUCAGUGACAUAUUUCAUUGACACUAAAAUGUUGCUUGGCUUGACACCGAGCCGACGGCUGCUUUCUCGCCGGCACUGCCUCCUGCAGUGUCGCAGCAUUAAAACAGAAAACACCGCCAGGAGUGCCGUUCUGGACAGCGUGCUGUCUGCAUUCAGGUCUAUAUGUGGUGAGGACGGUGUCUCAUUGGGUGAAGCUGUCAGAGAGCAACACGGCAAAGACGAGUCCGUACACAGAUGUUGCCCCCCAGAUGUGGUGCUGUUUCCCCAUUGUGUGGAGGAGGUCAGCUCCCUGGCCAAAAUCUGCAGCCGCCACCGCCUUCCCAUCAUCCCCUUUGGCACUGGAACUGGCCUGGAGGGAGGGGUCAGCGCAGUCAAGGGUGGCGUGUGCUUCAGUCUGAGGAACAUGGACCAGGUUCUGAAUCUCCACCAGGACGACUUUGACGUGACGGUGGAGCCCGGAGUGACUCGGAAGGCCCUCAACGCCUACCUGCGAGACACCGGCCUGUGGUUUCCUGUCGACCCCGGGGCAGAUGCGUCUCUGUGUGGCAUGGCUGCCACCAGUGCGUCUGGCACCAAUGCAGUGCGUUAUGGAACCAUGAGGGAAAACGUUUUGAACCUCGAGGUCGUGCUGGCUGAUGGAAGCGUCGUUCACACGGCCGGGAAGGCCCGACGUCCCAGGAAGACUGCAGCAGGCUACAACCUGACCAACCUGUUUGUGGGGUCAGAGGGCACCCUGGGGAUCAUCACCAAGACUACCUUGCGCCUGUACGGCAUCCCGGAAGCCACGGUGUCGGCCGUGUGCUCGUUCCCCUCCGUCCAGGCGGCUGUAGACAGCACAGAGUUCCUGGAUGACGUGAUGAUCGACGCGUGCAACAGGUUCAGCUCUCUGUCCUACGCCGUGACCCCGAGUUUGUUCCUGGAGUUCCAUGGCUCUGAGGGAAGCCUGCAGGAGCAGGUCAACACAGCUGAGGACAUCACUGAGAGUAAUGGCGGUUUGGGUUUUCAGUGGGCUAGAGAUGCAGAGACACGGGAGCGACUGUGGAAAGCCCGUCAUGACGCCUGGUACGCCAGUCUGGCUCUCAGACCAGGCUGUAAGGCUUACGCCACAGAUGUGUGUGUCCCUCUGUCUCGCCUGCCUCAAAUCCUAGUGGAGACAAAGGAGGACCUGAUUGAGAACAGGCUUACGGGUCCCAUAGUGGGUCAUGUGGGUGAUGGUAACUUCCACUGCCUGAUGGUGGUGGACCCCGGUGACCCCGAGGAGCUGCACAGGGUCCACCUCUUCGCCGAGAGACUGGCCAGGCGAGCCCUGGCCAUGGAUGGUACAUGCACAGGGGAGCAUGGAGUGGGCUUAGGGAAGAGAGCGCUGCUGUGUGAAGAGAUGGGACCCGUGGCUGUCCAGGUCAUGCAGCGUCUCAAGGACGCCUUCGACCCAAGGAACCUGAUGAAUCCUGGGAAAAUUCUGCUGCCGAGAGAGCCAUAGACCAUAUGGGCAGUCUGAGGGAAGGUCACCGUGACUCUCAUUAUGAUUUGCUUGCGCCUUGAUCAGAGACUGAUGUCACAGUGAUGUGGCAUUUUAGAGCAUAUUGCACAUGAAGAGUUUUCCUUCUUCUGGAUGAGACGUAACGGUACAGGGAUCACUCGAGUGAAAACAAAAAGGAAGACAAUUAUUGAAUGUGGGAUUGUAUGUAAAUAGGCCUCUCUUACAGCAGACGUUUUGACUUCAAAAGCACAGGUGUUACUAGUAACACUACCGAUGACUCUGUCGCAUUCAAGUGUCCCAGUGAGAGCGACGGUGAGCCAGCGAGCCGAAUAUCAGGAACCUGAAUUCAAAGCAGCCAAUGUUCAUUUCAUUUUUGACACUUUUCCUGCGGUGAGAAGUCAAAAUGUCAACUGUGAGAAACAGGCCUGCAUGUAUCUGUGGUGGUUUUAUUGUCGUUGGUGUGUCAGCCCUCUGGUGCACCAGGGCAGGUACUGAUAAUACUCUUUUCCAGUUUGGGAAAGCAAUAAGCCUCUGAUAUAUGAAUUCGGGUGAAUCAAGAAAAUCCAGAAUGUUUUGAAUGAAUUGUAGUGACAGUGCUGUCCUCCUCACUGUGAUUUAUUUUUUUUUUUUUUUU
Messenger RNA from Anarrhichthys ocellatus (wolf-eel), 2145 nucleotides. RefSeq names its product lactate dehydrogenase D (gene ldhd). The transcript has 11 exons. Gene Ontology annotation, biological process: lactate catabolic process. Gene Ontology annotation, cellular component: mitochondrion. NCBI's taxonomy places the organism in Eukaryota, Metazoa, Chordata, Actinopteri, Perciformes, Anarhichadidae. The record is from RefSeq and is a predicted model, not a curated record. The coding region runs from base 60 to 1511 and encodes 483 amino acids. Gene Ontology annotation, molecular function: D-lactate dehydrogenase (cytochrome) activity; FAD binding; D-lactate dehydrogenase (NAD+) activity.